Clunio marinus is the source of this 302-nucleotide messenger RNA. Lineage: Eukaryota; Metazoa; Arthropoda; Insecta; Diptera; Chironomidae. The record is from the annotation of a GenBank genome assembly.
GCUUUAAACCAGAGGAUGAUGGAUAUGAAACAGUUCCGGUAUGUAAUAUUAGGAGAAGAACAAUCAUCCCAAAAGCACUAAACAAUAUUUACAACGAGAUGAUUCAAAUCACUCAAGACAAGAAAAGAAUUCAAGCUGUUGAUAUCGAAGAGUGCACAAUGAACUUUCAGCAAUGUUCUGAGAAUCCUGUGAUGAAAUGUAAACAAAAAUUUGUAAGAAUUAACAUGCAAGUUAAACAUAAUGGCAAAAUUUUUGAUGAAGAAUUUUACAUCCCGUCACUAUGCGGUUGUUAUUUGGUUUAG